Molecule: messenger RNA, 1074 nt
Organism: Lycium ferocissimum
Lineage: Eukaryota; Viridiplantae; Streptophyta; Magnoliopsida; Solanales; Solanaceae
Exons: 2
Coding region: 1-1074 (357 amino acids)
Source: RefSeq, a predicted model, not a curated record
AUGGAUCAAUAUGAUGAUUUUUUGGCCGCAUUAUCAAAAGGCGUGAAUUAUUUCAUGCACAACGGCAAAGACCAUCAAAUUAGGAUUUUCCCAUGGACUAUUGGAUUCAAUCCUAAGGAGGAGACUUCACGUGCGGCAGUAUGGAUUUUGUUCCCAAACCUAUCGAAUGAUUUAUUUGAUAAGAGAUCUUUGCUUUCCAUUGCUUCAGCAGUCGGGAAACCUAUUUUUAUGGAUAAGGCCACGCAACUAAGAUCAAGACCUAGCAAAGCUAGGGUUAGGGUGAUCCUCAACUUACUGGACAAAUAUCCGGAUCAUGUUCGACUUCAAAGUGUAGACAAAGUUACGGGCAGAAUUAUUGAUAAGUUUCAGGAGGUCAUGUAUGAUAAUAUGCCUCAAUAUUGCACCCAUUGUAGGCACCAAGGUCAUGAUGAAAAAAAUUGUCGAUUGUUAAUUGAAAAAAAUGUAGUGGUUCAAAAAGAAGAUAUUGCGGCAAUGGAGAUUGAGGGAGCUUCAGUUGAGAAAUUGCAAGGAGAUGCACGUGAUUAUCUAAACACUAAAAAGCAACAACAAAAGGGAGCUAGCAUGGAAGAUAUUCCAGUUGGAAAGGAAGCUGCUCUAGAUUUGCAUUCUAAUCCAAAAAAGAAUAAGGUUAGUACAUCGGGUAAUAGUAAAUCUGAGGUAGUCCAUUCUCUUAAUAGCAAUGAAAAUCAGGCGAUUCUGGUUGGAAAGGUGCAAGAGGUGGUGCAACCGGCCAAAAUCAUCGAGUUGCCUAGUUUUGGUGAUACGGGUGGCACAGUUAGGAAUUCAACGAUUUCCGAACAGGUUAUGGAUUUAAACAAUGCUAGAGAUAAUGCUGGAAGUGAAGGCUGGAUAGUGGUCUCACGCAAACAAUCUGUUGGUCCUCAAAUUGUCAAAAAACUUAAUAGGACAAAGGAGCAAGGCAUUGUAACAAAGGACAUUGUGUGUCCUAACACUUUUGAGGCUCUUUCAGGUAGAGAGGAGCACCAAUCUACUUCAAAAUUUUCUAAACGACAUAUUGCACAUCCGAAAUUGGGAAACAUGCUAAUGCAAUAA